Vigna umbellata (rice bean) is the source of this 591-nucleotide messenger RNA. Its product is annotated as dirigent protein 11-like. The record is from RefSeq and is a predicted model, not a curated record. NCBI's taxonomy places the organism in Eukaryota, Viridiplantae, Streptophyta, Magnoliopsida, Fabales, Fabaceae.
AUGGCAUUUGCUUUCCAUAACUACGCUGUUCCAGUUUUCCUUUCACUUUUGGCCGUAAUCCCAUUUGAGGGCACCGGUGGCUCCCAUCUCAGCCACAAGAACCGCCGUGAGCGUGGCAACCCUACUCCAAAAUCCCUUCACUUCACCUUGUUCCAACACGAAAGCAGAAACAAAACAGGUUUUGUGACAGUGAAUGGCGUGGAAGGAAGUGAAGGAAAGGGUGAAAGCUCAAGCCUUUUUGGCACUCUUUUGGUCUUUCAGGACCCUUUGACUGCAAAAGCAAACAGAUCCUCCAAACAACUGGGAACUGCAGAAGGAACUUCCAUCACCUCUGGUCUUGAUGGACUCAGCUGCAUUUCUGUUGCAAAGUUAACUCUUCGGGUGAAGAAUCACAAAGGCUCCAUUUCCAUUGUUGGAGGCACUAAUACCUUCGAGCGUUCGGAUUAUCCCGUUGUAGGAGGCACAGAAGAUUUCUUGUUUGUGCAUGGCUAUGUUACCUCUUCUCCCCUUCAUGCAAAGUCUUCAACACUUGUCUACGAGAUUGGUUUUCAUCUUUACUGGCCUCCAUAUCCAUCUCCACCUUCUUAUUAA